Coniosporium apollinis CBS 100218 is the source of this 999-nucleotide messenger RNA. RefSeq lists its product as uncharacterized. The record is from RefSeq and is a predicted model, not a curated record. NCBI's taxonomy places the organism in Eukaryota, Fungi, Ascomycota, Dothideomycetes. Bases 1 to 999 code for a protein of 332 amino acids. The transcript is spliced from 3 exons.
AUGCUUGACAUCAACGACUUCAAUCAACUCUUCGACUUCAAUCCGGACUGCACAUACAGCCAGAGCACAUACAAUGGCAUUCUCCGGAAUCGGCGGGCUCUGGACAACAAGCUCUUCUUCGACCGGCUGCUAGAUCGUCUUAAUGUCAAAUGUGCACAGUCUUCCAACCUCUACCCGCCGCAUACCAACUCCGAUCUCCGCGACCUCCACCACCAAAUCGUCUCCAGCCAAACAGCCGAACACCACAAGCAGUCCCUCCUCUUCUACAUUCUCAAAGACUGCAAGAGCCCCGAACCGACCGAGCCCGCCGACGCCUUGGCAAAAGACUGCCACCUGCCCGAGAAAUACCGGCUGGCGAUAGACGGCCUCUGGGCGCUCGACCGGCUGCAAUUCCGCACAGCAACGACUCUGCUGACCUCCCCGCUCUUGACCCCAACCUUCCCCUCCGAGAUCCUCAGCACCCUCCUCAAGCACUGCGGCCCCUCGACCCCCGACGCCGACCUCCCCCUCGCAUACUACUACGCUGUCUCCGCCCCUCUCAACACCGAAGCGCUCCUUCGUUCCUUCUUCAACCAUUUAACCCACAGCUCCAUCACGGACGCAUUUUUCUUUUCCCGCCAACACCCCGAUCCCACGCGACACAUGCUAUUCGAGGGCCUCAUUGAGACAGCGCUGGUGCAUAUCCCCUCCUUAAAGCGCGCGGAUGCGGCUAUCGAGCUCCUCAACCUGCCCUUCUCGCCGGAAGAGGAGGCUUGGUUCGAGGCCUUCCUGAUUGAGGGCAAAGGGCGGAGUUUACAUGGCGCUCGUGAUGCGGUUGUUGCGCGGUGGAUAGCGGUAGGCAGGGUUGACGAGGCGUGGGAGGCUACUAGGAACAUGAGUGGGCGGCGGUAUCAGGGGGUCAGCUGGGAGGGGAUCAGGGAGGGCUUGGAGAGGGGGUUGGGCGGUAGAGGAGAGGUGGGAAGGGUGUGGAGGGCGGAGGAAGCGAUGGGCGGAGUGUGA